Molecule: messenger RNA, 1578 nt
Organism: Zasmidium cellare ATCC 36951
Lineage: Eukaryota; Fungi; Ascomycota; Dothideomycetes; Mycosphaerellales; Mycosphaerellaceae
Exons: 4
Coding region: 1-1578 (525 amino acids)
Biological process (GO): transmembrane transport; allantoate transport; tripeptide transport
Cellular component (GO): plasma membrane
Molecular function (GO): dipeptide transmembrane transporter activity; allantoate transmembrane transporter activity
Source: RefSeq, a predicted model, not a curated record
AUGGCCACCACCGAAGCGUUCGGAAAGAACCUGGACGAGAAGGAUCCAAGCAUCAGGAAUGUCUCGCCCGACUCUCCUCAACUAUUAGCGUCACCUGCGUCGUCCGACGCCGAUGAAACCUACAACGUGUACAAGCAACAUGCUGGGGAGGAUAUUGAUCCCGACGAGGCGAAGAAGGUCCUGAGGAAGAUCGACCUCCGCAUCAUACCAUGCUUAUUCUUACUUUACCUGCUGCAAUACCUGGAUAAGAACGGUAUCAACUAUGCCAGUGCCUAUGGCUUGGAGGAAGGAACCCACCUGCACGGACAGGACUACUCUUGGCUGAGCACUAACACCACGCGAUCAGGUAUCUUCUACUUCGGUUACAUGGCAGGACAGUUCCCAGCAUCGUACCUCAUGCAGAAGCUCCCAAUUGGCAAAUUCCUCGCCUGUACCACCUUAGCUUGGGGCGUCAUCCUCAUCACAACCCCAGCAUGCGUCAACUUCGCCGGCAUUGGAGCAAAUCGAUUCUUGCUUGGAUUCGUCGAAGCCGCAGUCAAUCCAGGUUUCGUCCUGGUGAUGAGCAUGUGGUACACCGUUCGCGAACAACCAGUCCGACUCGAAUCGUACUACUGCACCAACGGUAUCGCGACCAUGUUUGGCGGCUUGAUUGGAUAUGCCGUUGGCCACAUCAACUCUGGCUUGCCUCGCUGGAUGUACGUCUUUAUCAUCUUCGGAGCCCUCAGUCUUGCUGGAGGCGUCUACGCACUCAUCACCCUUCCCGACAUGCCCUCGAAAGCAAAGUUCUUGACCGAGCGAGAGCGUUUCAUCGCGGUUGAAAGAGUUGCGAAGAACAGACAAGGCGUCAAGAACAGCAACUUCUCGAAACACCAGGCUAUGCAGACCGUCACUGACCCCAAAACGUGGAUCUUGUUCAUCAUGGCGGUCGGGGCACAGGUACCGAACAGUGCACUCACGAGCUUUACCUCCAUCAUCAUCAAAUCCUUCGGAUUCGGCACAUUGGGCACACAAUACCUCCAGAUUCCAGGCGGAGCUGUCCAAUUCUUGUCUCUGCUCGGCGGAGGCAUCAUCUGUUCCAAGUUCCCCAACAUCCGCUGCAUUGCCAUGAUCGUGGCCAACUGUAUCUGCAUCAUUGGUUCAGGACUGCUUGUCGGCCUUCCAGCCAGCAACAAGUGGGGUCGCCUGGUCGCCAUCUGGCUGUGCUAUUUCCAGGGUCUUGGAUUCUCGAUGAGUUUGACAAUGAUCAGCUCGAACGUCGCCGGAUACACCAAAAAGCAAUUGACUGGAGCCAUCCUAUUCACCGGAUACUGUGUUGGUAACAUUAUUGGACCACAGACCUUCAAGAGCAGUGAGGCGCCAGGGUACCAUUCUGCCUACAUUGCUAUGCUCGUCGGUUACGCCGUUAAAUUGGCGAUGGUCUGCCUCCUAUACUUCUACAUGUGGUCGGCCAACAAGAAGAGAGACCGAGAGGCAGCAGCACAAGGCGCGCUGAGCGAUGACGAAGAGAAAGCCGCUAUCGAGCGCGGGAUGCACGACAUGACCGAGAUCGAUAACAAGGGCUUCAGAUAUGUACUAUAG